AUGGCUCCACAUGGAUUCAAACUUGCAAUAUUCUUCACUGUGGCUUUCAUUCUUUCCCUCACUCUUCUACUUCCCAUAUCAGGUGAUGCAGGAGGUAGAUCAUUGUUGGGCGAGGACGAAAGCAAUAAUAAGGCGGUGAUAGGGUCAAGGCCUCCGGCAUGUGUAGACAAGUGCAUGAAGUGCAGGCCAUGCAUGGCUACGGUCAUCGUUCCCAACCACAGAAGGAGUAAGGGUCUCUUCAAACACAACGAUAAUAAGGAUGACAGCUAUUACCUCCUUUCAUGGCGAUGCACAUGCGGCAAUAAGCUCUUUCACCCUUAAUAAUCCCCAUUUC
Molecule: messenger RNA, 334 nt
Organism: Arachis duranensis
Lineage: Eukaryota; Viridiplantae; Streptophyta; Magnoliopsida; Fabales; Fabaceae
Product: EPIDERMAL PATTERNING FACTOR-like protein 8
Exons: 2
Coding region: 1-321 (106 amino acids)
Biological process (GO): stomatal complex development; guard cell differentiation
Source: RefSeq, a predicted model, not a curated record